Messenger RNA from Notolabrus celidotus (New Zealand spotty), 1265 nucleotides. RefSeq names its product excision repair cross-complementation group 1 (gene ercc1). Gene Ontology annotation, biological process: UV-damage excision repair; nucleotide-excision repair; mitotic recombination. Gene Ontology annotation, cellular component: ERCC4-ERCC1 complex; nucleotide-excision repair factor 1 complex; nucleus. The record is from RefSeq and is a predicted model, not a curated record. Bases 134 to 1165 code for a protein of 343 amino acids. Lineage: Eukaryota; Metazoa; Chordata; Actinopteri; Labriformes; Labridae. Gene Ontology annotation, molecular function: single-stranded DNA binding; damaged DNA binding. The transcript has 9 exons.
CUGAAGGACCGGGACCGGAAGUCUCCACGUUGUUGUUGUAGCUCCACCUGACAGUAGUUGUCCUGCUACCCUGCUAAAACCUCAACAGCCAGUGACAUGUGUUUACUUUAACAUUAUUUAACAUUUUACAGGUAUGAAGAAGAGAUUCAACAUUAAUUUAGACGACUCUGCUUUCACCAAAGAAAGAACACCGCCAAAGCCUCAGUUUCAGUCAUUCAAAGGAGGACAAAUCGCCUCAACUUCAGCACAGCCUGCCCCUGAGCCUGGGAGCAAGCCCCUGUCAUAUGCAGACUACAUCGUCCAGAGUAAAAGCAAUGUUGCUGCUCAUCCUCAGAGAGAGGGUCCCUCCAAAUUGCGCAGGACUGAAAUUGCUGAUGUUGCUAAAGUGAUGCCUAAAGAGUUUGAUUCCGGAGGAUGUGACACAGCUCAAGACUGCGGAUCAGAUGAGGCUAAGAAGAGCGAGGAGGCACAGGUGGCUGUUACUGACCAGAAGGAGGGAAACUGCCAAGGGUCAGAUCCAACUCUCAGCCUAGGUCCAAAACCAGUGGGGUCUGGCAGCAGCAUUAUUGUCAGUUCUCGACAGAGGGGGAAUCCAAUUCUGAAGUUUUUAAGGAGUGUUCCUUGGGAGUUUGGAGAUGUUGUGCCGGAUUACGUUUUAGGCUUAACAACUUGUGCUCUUUUCCUCAGUCUGAGGUAUCACAAUCUCAAUCCAAACUAUAUCCACGACCGUCUCAAACUGCUUGGACAGACUUUCACUCUUCGGGUUCUUUUGGUACAAGUUGAUGUGAAAGAUCCUCAUCAUGUAUUGAAGGAACUGGCUCGCAUAUGCAUCAUGGCUGACUGCACUCUCAUCUUGGCUUGGAGUCCAGAAGAGGCAGGGCGUUACCUUGAAACGUACAAGUCAUAUGAAAAGAAACCAGCAGACGUACUUAAGGAGCAAGUUGAAAAAAACUAUCUGUCCAAGGUUACAGAUUGCCUGACGACAGUGAAGUCUAUAAACAAGACCGAUGCAAUUACCUUGCUGUCCACUUUCUCAUCUGUAGAAGGAAUCAUCAGUGCCUCUAAAGAAGACCUGGUUCUCUGUCCAGGCCUUGGGCCACAAAAAGCAAGACGACUCUAUGACGUACUGCAUAAGCCCUUCCUUAAGUCCAAGACAGACAGCUGAAACUUUCUACCAAGAAUGAAGACAUGAAGAGAAUUCUACAUGUUGAACAGCAUUCAAACAAACUUCAGAAGACUGAAUUAAAUGGGAAACACGUUUUUUA